Molecule: messenger RNA, 869 nt
Organism: Drosophila willistoni
Lineage: Eukaryota; Metazoa; Arthropoda; Insecta; Diptera; Drosophilidae
Product: ficolin-1-like
Exons: 3
Coding region: 1-792 (263 amino acids)
Source: RefSeq, a predicted model, not a curated record
AUGAAAGUGUCUUGCCUUUAUUGUGUAUACCUCUGCCUUGCAUUUUGCGAGGGCUUAACAAUUCAAUCAAGUGUGGUUUUAAGGAAGAAAGGGAAUACAACGAGUGAUAACUCAUUAGAAAACAAAGACUUGAAUGAAACAAGUAUCUUAACAUCCUGUCCACGUCAGUUUGGAAAAGAAGGGAUAUUCAAUAUUAGCCUUCCGGGUCUCGAACCGUUUCCCGUUGUGUGCGAUGCUAAAAUUGCGGGAGCAGGUUGGACAGUAAUUGCCAGUCGGUCAAAUGUGAACCUGAAUUUCUUCAGGAAUUGGACGGACUACAAAAAAGGUUUCGGAGACAUUUCCGGUGACUUCUUUAUAGGACUCGAUAAGCUCCAUUCUAUUACUAAGUCCCAAACCCAUGAAUUAUAUAUUCAUUUGGAGGAUUUCGAUGGGGUCACACGUUUCGCUCAAUAUGACGAUUUUUACAUUGAAAAUGAAAAUGUGUCGUAUCAAAUGACGAAAUUAGGAACUUUUACUGGAGAUGCUGGAGAUUCAUUAACUCAUCACAAGGGUCAAAAGUUCUCGACUUAUGAUAGAGAUAACGAUUCACAUUCAAGCAAGAAUUGUGCUCUUGAACGCCUAGGUGGUUGGUGGUAUAACGACUGUGCUUAUAGCAAUCUGUUUGGAAACUAUUACACAGGGCAAUAUGACGGCUCUAUGGCAGAGAAAGGCAUAUAUUGGCAUUAUUUUCGUGGUAUGAGCUAUUCCUAUAAAACGAUGAAAAUGAUGGUGCGACCCAAAUGCGGAUGUUAAGCCAAGGCAAAAAAAAAAAAUUAAACACAAUAAUGUCUUAUUUUUAUGUAUAACCUAUUCUUUUAUUCAUUUUAAUA